AUGGCUUCAGGAAGGCAAGCAAUGAACAAACUCGGCGAUAUGCUACCAAGGGGUGGCGGUAAAGGCAUAUUUGCUGGAACCGGAGCACUUGUAACCUUAGUAGCAUUUGGGUUUGGAAUUAACGCUAUUGACGGUGGUCAUCGUGCGAUCAAGUACACCCGGUUAUUCGGAGUUAAAAAAGAAAUCUUUAAUGAAGGUACUCACUUUGUGAUUCCGUGGUUUGAGACACCUAUUAUUUAUGACGUCAGGGCAAAACCAAGAAACAUCGCGUCUUUGACUGGCACAAAAGAUCUUCAAAUGGUGAAUAUUACGUGUCGUGUAUUAUCUAAACCCAAGACCGAUUCUUUGGCUACUAUUUAUCGUACCCUUGGAACGGAUUAUGAUGAACGUGUUCUUCCAUCUAUUGUAAAUGAAGUAUCACGUCUUGUUAGAGAUAAUCUGACACGUCGCGCUCUACGUUUCAAUAUAAUCUUGGAUGAUGUUUCUAUUACUCACGUUGCAUUUUCCCCAGAAUUUACUCAUGCAGUAGAGGCUAAACAAAUUGCUCAACAAGAAGCACAAAGAGCAUUCUUUGUUGUAGAACGUGCAAAACAGGAAAAACAAUCGAUUAUUAUUAGAGCAGAAGGAGAGGCAAUAUCAGCAGAAUUGAUUGGUGAAGCAGUCAAGAAUAAACCAGGUUUCAUCGAAUUGAGGAAAAUUGAGACUGCUCGAGAUAUUGCUUCUAUUUUAUCCAAAUCUCAAAAUCGUGUAUUGUUAGAUUCACAAGCUUUAUUGUUAAAUGUGGCUGAUGUUACAAAGCACGCUAAAAGAUACCUCAUGAUGUAUCAUCCUAAUGCGGGCUAUGAAAUAGCAGAAACGAGCAGAUAUACAGGUUCACCCAAAAGGGAGGCUUGUAUUAUAGCUACAAAAAAGUGGCACGUUGGGGACGAAGUAAAAUAUUGCACUGGAACGCUCGUUCAUCUUACUCCCGAUGAAGAAAAGGCGUUAGAGGGUGGCCGUGAUUUCUCGGUCAUGUGGUCCUCACGGAAAGACGCGAUGUGUCUUUUAUUGGGCCCUGCUAGAUUCGUGAAUCACGACUGCCGCCCUAAUACGGAGUUUAUUUCUGCAGGGCAAAACGCCAUAUCAUUUAAAUUCAUAAAAGAUGUAAACGUCGGUGAGGAGAUAACGGCGUAUUAUGGUGACAAUUACUUCGGAUCGAACAACUCGGAAUGCCUAUGCGCAACAUGCGAGCGCAAUCAAACAGGUUCAUUUCAAAAGGUGGGAGCAACGGAGGAUCCCUUAAUAGAAGGAUUGCGGCCAUUUGUAUAUGAUGACAAGGGCACAUUGGUUCGACGAAUGGCCACGAAUAGCUUCAUGAAUAAACCAACGAAAAGAUCUGUAAAAUCUAGAAAACAAAUUACAAAUACUAUUAUUAAUGAAGGUGAAUGCAGUACAUCUGCUACCACUCCACAUGCUUCAGGGGAUGAUCAUAUGAUAAUUGAUGGUGAACAAGAAGACAAUAAUUAUGAUCAAGCUACUUCAGUUAUAUCUUUUGCUGAUGACGCUUCAACAGAACCUUCAACACUUGAUGAAGCUAUAAAUAUUCAUGAUAUUCACGACGAUAUUCACGACGAUAUUCACGAUAUUCAUGAUAUGGAGAUUCCUGAUAUUCAUAAUGAAGAUCAUAUUACUUCAAUUAUUUCUGAUGAUGGUUCAGCCGCUCCAACAAAUGUUUCGAUAAUUGAGGAUCCCGAUGCUCCGAUGAUGAAUAUUUCUAUUAAUCAUGGUCCUGCUGCUCCAAUGAUGAAAAUUUCUAUUACUGAUGGUCCAGCCACUUCAAUUAAGAACAAUUCUAAUAAUUCUGAUAAGGAUAUACCAAUAAUGAACAUUUCCAUUACGGAUGGUCCCUCCGCUCCACUGAUGGAUAACUCAGAAGAGGAUAUUCCUGAAGCCCCGAUAAUGAAAAUUUCUCUCAGUGAAGGUUCUGUUGCCCCAAUAAUUAAUAUCCCUAGUUCAGAAAGCAAUACUGCUUCUGUUAAUGUUUCUGAUACAAGUCUACCCUCCACCCCAAUAAUUAAUCCUCCUAUCUCUUUUCCGAUUGGUUCUGCCUCUUCACCGACGAAUAAUCCUGAUACAGAUAAUUGCGAAAUUCCAUUUAAUGGCGAUCGCUCAUCAAAUCCACCGAAACAAUCGGAUCCAAAUAUUUCCACGAAUUUUGUUACCGAUGAAGAACCUCUUCAUAUCACCGAAAAUGAAUUUAUACCUAUGCCACCAGAAAAAGUUAUAGAUAAUAAUGAUAGUAGUGAACUUAUGACGGAUCACCAAAAUUUAAGAGCACCGUUGCCUUCAUAUACGAACGCAUUGCCUCAAGGAAAUAUUGCUAAUUUCAGACCUCAAAGAGUCGGAACUGUAUCUACGGUUGGUCCACAUUAUCAAAGUGAAGGAAAUAAACCAAAUUUCGAAAGAUCGAUUUCUCAAAAAGGAGAGCCAAUGAGCUUUAGAACUUUGAUUUCUACGACUUUACCUUAUAAUAAUGGUGGUCAAUCUAAGGGUGUAUCAAAACCAACUAUCAAUACAACCCUUAAUUUGUUAGCAACGAAUUCGCAUAUUGUACCAACGGAGCCAAAUAACUCUUCAAAUAAUUCACAAUCAACGGAUGUAACAUACUCUGGUCCCUCUUCACAUAGCCCAGCUUUCGAUGCAGAACCUCGACAUAUGAGUGAUAAUUCUACUACCAUGAAUAACAUGAAUAAUGAGCCAAGAAACGUUAAUUCUGCUAAUGUCAAUACGGUUCAUUUUGCAUCAGAUAAAAAUGAUUUCUGGGGAGGAGUUAAUGUGGCCACUUCACCAGAUGUUAGGGUUGUUUGGUGGAUUUCAACCAUGCGUAGGAAUAAUGACACUACUUGUUUAAAUCAAGAAUCCGUAUUACAGUCAGGUCCAACAAUUGAAGAUAAUUCACAAUCUAUGCCAUCAUCUAAUGCUUCAAGAAUGUCAAUUGCCUAUCUUUGUGCAAAUGAAACAUCCAAUAUGAACAUUGACUUGAAUGAUAGCCCCUCAAUUCCUAAUGUAGUUUCUUUACAGGAAAUUACUAGACGUUGUCGUACUUGCCGUGAAAAGCAUAAAGUUAACGUAACUGAGACUAUCAACAAAAGAUGUCCAAGAUGCACGCGUCAUUACAAUUUGUUUAAAAUUGAAUGGCCAUUGCGUAAGCUCCCGACCCCGAAAAAGGCCAAGGAUAAUAAGAAUUCUCGGUUAACAAAAAACGGAACAGCUAUAAAAUCGAAAAAUAAUCGAUCUUCAUCGAGACCACGAAAUCGUCAUAAUAAUAAUUUACCGAUCCCUGAGCCCUCCGAAGAAUGGAAACCACACUAUCAUAAAGAUUUUACAGUAAGUACACAACGGUACAAUAAAUACGUCGAUAAUGAAUGUAUUCCCAGCUCAGCUUAUGAAUAUGAAUUGCGAGGAGAAUUGAUUCGUUGGGAUGCUAAUACUGGGUUCGUCCAUAUGAACCCACUAAAACGUCUCUUUGGCAAUCCAGCCUUGCGCUUGGAGAAGCUUGACUGUUUUAGGUCAAGUUGGAAUAAUGAUAAGCUUGUAAUUGUUGGGGGAAAUAUAAAAUAUCAAGGUACUUGGUAUCCAUUUGAACAUGCAAAGCAAGUUGUUGAAGAGGUAGUUGGAUCAAGUGACACAGGAUUUUACUCAUUAUUUGGUCCCCCAAAUGUGGAUCACGAAUCUUCCGCGUCUUCAAGUAAAAGGAAGCGUGAAAAAGAUGAUGAACACUUAGCUGAGGGCUCAAAGAAAAAGCCUCGUACCUAA
Molecule: messenger RNA, 3795 nt
Organism: Diversispora eburnea
Lineage: Eukaryota; Fungi; Glomeromycota; Glomeromycetes; Diversisporales; Diversisporaceae
Source: the annotation of a GenBank genome assembly